AUGCGCAGUAUGUGCACUUCCUAUUAUUAUUGAAUAGUAUUUGUGCAUCUCCAUGUAGCCGGGAAUUAUUGUAUUAUUUACCUCUGUUCACAUCUCGUUACUUCAUGCUUACUUUCCUUUUCUCCGCCAUUUUCUGCGCCGCGUACCUGUCUCCGAUCAUCAGUCAUGUUAAAGGCAGAGACUUUACUGAGCAGGAAAUGUCUCAUUACAGGGACAGAGUAAAGUCCAUGUUUUAUCAUGCUUAUAACAGCUAUCUGGAAAAUGCAUAUCCAUAUGAUGAGCUGAGGCCACUGACCUGUGAUGGACAGGACACAUGGGGCAGUUUCUCCCUCACACUCAUAGAUGCUCUGGACACAUUGCUGAUUCUAGGAAACCACACAGAGUUUCAGCGUGUGGCCACUCUGCUUCAGGACACUGUUGACUUCGACAUUGACGUCAAUGCAUCUGUGUUUGAGACAAAUAUACGAGUGGUCGGUGGGCUUCUCUCGGCUCAUCUGCUCUCCAAGCGUGCUGGGAUGAAGGUGGAGGAGGGCUGGCCCUGCUCUGGACCCCUUCUGCGCAUGGCAGAGGACGCGGCUCGAAAACUGCUUCCUGCUUUCCAGACACCCACAGGGAUGCCGUAUGGCACAGUAAACCUGCUGCGCGGAGUGAACCCCGGCGAAACCCCGGUCACCUGCACCGCCGGAGUGGGCACCUUCAUCCUAGAGUUUUCCACCCUCAGCCGACUCACCGGUGACCCUGUGUUUGAGAACGUGGCCCGCAAAGCUCUCAGGGCUUUAUGGAGAACGCGCUCAGACAUAGGCUUGGUGGGCAACCACAUAGAUGUCAUAACGUCAAAGUGGGUCGCUCAGGACGCAGGGAUUGGAGCAGGAGUUGAUUCAUACUUCGAAUAUCUUGUAAAGGGUGCCAUCAUGCUUCAAGAUGAGGAACUGCUGACAAUGUUUCACGAAUUUGAUAAGUCCAUAAAGAACUACACUAAGUUUGAUGAUUGGUAUCUGUGGGUGCAGAUGCAUAAAGGAACAGUAUCAAUGCCUGUGUUUCAGUCUCUGGAGGCGUUCUGGCCCGGAAUGCAGAGUUUAAUAGGUGAUAUUUCCAGUGCCACAAAGAGCUUCCACAACUACUACAGCGUGUGGCGGCAGUUUGGAGGUCUCCCAGAAUUCUACAGCAUUCCUCAAGGUUACACAGUGGACAAGCGAGAGGGAUACCCACUGCGGCCAGAGUUAAUAGAGAGCGCCAUGUAUCUGUAUAAGGCCACCGGAGACCCUUCAUUUAUCCAGCUUGGCCGAGAUGCAGUGGAGUCCAUUGACAGAAUCAGCCGGGUCACCUGUGGUUUUGCCACUGUGAAGGAUGUAAGGGACCACAAGUUGGACAACCGCAUGGAAUCCUUCUUCCUAGCCGAGACCAUUAAAUACCUCUACCUCCUCUUCGAUCCUGACAACUUCCUUCACAACACUGGCACAGAGUUUGAGCUGGGGGGUCUGCGGGGUGACUGUAUCCUCAGCGCGGGGGGCUAUGUGUUCAACACGGAGGCUCAUCCGCUGGACCCCGCUGCGCUCCACUGUUGCAGCCGAGAGCAGCAGGAGCGCAGGGAGAUUCAGGACAUCCUCCUUAGCUUCUCGCAGCCACAAACAGUGGAGCCGUCCCAGGACCAGAGAGCAGAUGGCUCUUCAGAGAGCAUUGCACUCAAGUCAGGAGAGCGGAGAAAAGCCCCGGUGCUCUCCUGUCCCACGCAGCCCUUCAGUGCCAAACUAGCUGUCAUGGGUCAGGUCUUCUCAGACAACUCUUGAACAGACUCUCCUACCGCGUGUAAAGAUGUAGAUUUACCUUUGUAAUUUAACUUUGGAGAGAUUAAAUGUUUUCUAAAUAUGUGUGGAGUUUUUUCCACUCUUUUUAUUAAAAAAAGAAAAGUAUUAGACAAAA
Molecule: messenger RNA, 1920 nt
Organism: Danio aesculapii
Lineage: Eukaryota; Metazoa; Chordata; Actinopteri; Cypriniformes; Danionidae
Gene: edem2
Product: ER degradation enhancer, mannosidase alpha-like 2
Exons: 11
Coding region: 105-1787 (560 amino acids)
Biological process (GO): mannose trimming involved in glycoprotein ERAD pathway; endoplasmic reticulum mannose trimming; carbohydrate metabolic process
Cellular component (GO): endoplasmic reticulum; membrane
Molecular function (GO): mannosyl-oligosaccharide 1,2-alpha-mannosidase activity; calcium ion binding
Source: RefSeq, a predicted model, not a curated record